Messenger RNA from Suncus etruscus (white-toothed pygmy shrew), 2488 nucleotides. It is a transcript of the gene FGFR4, whose product is annotated as fibroblast growth factor receptor 4. The transcript has 17 exons. Gene Ontology annotation, cellular component: signaling receptor complex; membrane. Gene Ontology annotation, biological process: positive regulation of ERK1 and ERK2 cascade; protein phosphorylation; positive regulation of cell population proliferation. NCBI's taxonomy places the organism in Eukaryota, Metazoa, Chordata, Mammalia, Eulipotyphla, Soricidae. The record is from RefSeq and is a predicted model, not a curated record. Gene Ontology annotation, molecular function: ATP binding; fibroblast growth factor receptor activity; fibroblast growth factor binding. The coding region runs from base 46 to 2457 and encodes 803 amino acids.
AAGGCGAUUGCUGGGAAGCUUGGAUCUCUGAGCGCCAGGAAGGCGAUGCAGUUGCUCAUAGCCCUUUGGGGGCUUCUGCUGGGGGUGCCCAGGGCUCCAUCUUUGUCCCUGGAAACUGCAGAGGAGACAGAGCUGGAGCCCUGCCUGACCCUUAGCCCGAUGCAGCAAGAGCAGGAGCUAAGCCUGGCCCUUGGACACCCCCUAUGCCUGUGCUGUGGGCGCACGGAGCGUGGAGGUCACUGGUACAAAGAUGGUGCUCGCCUGGCUCCUGCUGGUCGGGUCCGAGGCUGGAGGGGUCGCCUGGAGAUUGCCAGCUUCCUCCCCCAGGAUGCUGGUCACUACUUCUGCUUGGCACGAGGUUCCAUGCUUGUCCUGUACAACCUCACCUUAGUGGUGGAUGACUCAUCAACCCCCAGCGAUGGCUAUGAACCACCUCAAGACCCCCAAGACCACGCCAACGAGCAUGAGUCUCCCCUGCAGGCUCCCUACUGGACCCACCCCCAGCGCAUGGAGAAGAAAUUGCACGCUGUGCCUGCUGGGAACACAGUCAAGUUUCGCUGUCCUGCGGCAGGUAACCCCACACCUACCAUCCGCUGGCUCAAGGAUGGCCAGGCUUUCCAUGGGGAGCAGCGCAUCGGAGGCAUUCGGCUGCGCCAUCAGCACUGGAGCCUGGUGAUGGAAAGCGUGGUUCCCUCGGAUCGGGGCACUUACACCUGCCUGGUGGAGAACUCGGUGGGCAGCAUCCGCUACAACUAUCUCCUGGAUGUGCUGGAGCGGUCCCCACACCGGCCCAUCCUGCAGGCAGGCCUUCCAGCCAACACCACUGCAGUGGCAGGCAGUGACGUGGAGCUGCUGUGCAAAGUCUACAGUGAUGCACAGCCACACAUCCAGUGGCUGAAGCACAUCAUCAUCAACGGCAGCAGUUUUGGGGCCGAUGGGUUCCCCUACGUGCAAGUGCUCAAGACGGCAGACAUCAACAGCUCUGAAGUGGAGGUGCUAUACCUGCGGAAUGUGUCCGCUGAGGAUGCGGGCGAGUACACCUGUCUGGCAGGCAACUCCAUCGGCCUCUCAUACCAGUCGGCCUGGCUCACAGUGCUGUCAGAGGAGGACGUGGCCUGGUCGGCGGCGGUGCCUGAGGUGAAGUACACGGACAUCAUCCUUUACGUGCUCGGCUCACUGGCUCUGCUGGUGCUCCUGGUGCUGGUGGGGCUGUACCGUGGGCAGAUGCUGCGCAGCCGCCAACCCCGGCAACCCGCCACUGUGCAGAAGCUGUCCCGCUUCCCCCUGGCCCGGCAGUUCUCCCUUGAGUCUGGGUCCUCAGCCAAAUCCAGCUUGUCCCUAGUGCGGGGCGUCAGACUGUCCUCCAGCAGCCCGCCCUUGCUGGCAGGCCUGGUGAGUGUUGACUUGCCUCUGGACCCGCAGUGGGAGUUCCCCCGGGACAGGCUGGUGCUGGGCAAACCCCUUGGCGAGGGCUGCUUCGGGCAGGUGGUGUGCGCUGAGGCUUUGGGCAUGGACCCUGCACGGCCCGACCAAACCAGCACUGUGGCUGUGAAGAUGCUCAAGGACAAUGCCUCUGACAAAGACUUGGCUGACCUGGUCUCUGAGAUGGAAGUGAUGAAAUUCAUUGGCCGACACAAGAAUAUUAUCAAUUUACUGGGGGUCUGUACCCAAGAAGGGCCCCUGUACGUGAUUGUGGAAUAUGCUGCCAAGGGUAAUCUGCGUGAGUUCCUGCGAGCCCGCCGUCCACCUGGCCCAGAACUCAGUCCCGAGGAAGAACCCCACUGCACGGAGGAGCCUCUGUCCUUCCCUACACUCGUAUCCUGUGCCUACCAAGUAGCCCGUGGCAUGCAGUACCUGGAAUCUCGGAAGUGCAUUCACCGUGACCUGGCGGCCCGAAAUGUGCUAGUGACUGAAGACAAUGUGAUGAAGAUCGCAGAUUUUGGGCUGGCACGAGGCGUCCACCACAUUGACUACUAUAAGAAAACCAGCAAUGGCCGCCUGCCUGUCAAGUGGAUGGCCCCUGAGGCCCUGUUUGACCGGGUGUAUACACACCAGAGUGAUGUAUGGUCCUUUGGGAUCCUGCUGUGGGAGAUCUUCACCCUCGGGGGCUCCCCAUACCCUGGUAUCCCCGUGGAAGAGCUUUUCUCCCUGCUGCGCGAGGGCCACCGCAUGGACCGGCCUCCCAACUGCCCUCCCGAACUCUACGGGCUCAUGCGUGAGUGCUGGCACGCGGCCCCUUCGCAGAGACCCACUUUCAAGCAGCUGGUGGAGGCCCUGGACAAGGUGCUGCUGGCUGUGUCUGAGGAGUAUCUGGACCUCCGUCUGACCUUUGGGCCCUACUCCCCCACUACUAGUGGGGAGACCACCAGCAACUGCUCAUCCAGUGACUCGGUGUUCAGCCAUGAACUCCUGCCGCUGCCCUCAGCUUCCUUCCCUUACCCGGAAGUACAGACCUGAGCACCUGGCCCUGAUGGCCGAGGACUUUUCC